AUAAAGGAAAAACAUGAAAGAUGGUAGGAAGAAACGCUACUUCUGAAGGCUCCUUCAUCCUGCUGGGCUUCUCCAGGUGGCCUCAGCUGGAAGUCACUCUCUUCGUGCUGAUCUUGAUCUUCUACUUGAUGACACUGGUGGGCAACCUCUUCAUCAUUGUCCUGUCACACCUGGACGCCCGUCUCCACACUCCCAUGUACUUCUUCCUCUCAAACCUCUCCUUCCUGGAUCUCUGCUACACCACCAGCUGCAUCCCCCAGUUGCUGGUCAACCUCUGGGGUCCAGAGAACACCAUCUCCUUUGCUGGCUGCGUGACUCAGCUCUACUUUGUCCUCUCCCUGGGAAUUGCAGAGUGUGUCCUGUUGGUGGCGAUGUCCUAUGACCGCUACACAGCUGUGUGCAGACCCUUGCACUACACUGUGCUCAUGAACCCUCGCUUGUGCCGCCUGUUGGCUGUGGCCUCUUGGGCAAGUGGCUUUACCGUGUCAGCACUUCAUUCCUCCCUUACCUUCUGGGUCCCCCUUUGUGGACAUCGCCAGGUGGACCACUUCUUCUGUGAGGUCCCAGCCCUCCUGAGAUUGUCCUGUGUCGACACUCGUGCAAAUGAGCUGACCCUCAUGGUUAUGAGCUCCGUCUUUGUUGCUGUACCACUGAUUCUCAUCCUCAGCUCCUACGGCGCCAUUGCUGGUGCUGUGCUGAGGAUGCCGUCAAAAGCGGGGCUUCAGAAAGUCUUUGGUACCUGUGGAGCCCACCUCGUGGUUGUCUCCCUGUUCUUCAUUCCAGUCAUGUGCAUCUACCUGCAGCCUUCGACAGAAAGUUCUCAAGACCGAGGCAAGUUCAUCGCCCUCUUUUACACCGUGGUCACACCCAGCCUGAACCCGCUCAUCUACACCCUCAGAAACAAAGAUGUGAAGAGGGCUGUGGAGAGACUGAUGGGGUGGGACUAGGAGAGGUGCUGGAGAGAUCGCAGCCCUGCAGUUUCUGUGGGAAGGGUCCGAUCCACCUUGGAGGGUUCACUGAAGUCAAAUUCACUCACGACAAAAUCUGCACAUCUUAAAUGUGCAGUUCAGAGAGUUUUGACGAACGUAACAUUGUGUAAACACCACCGCCACGAAGACAUAGAACUUCUAUCCAGCCUCGAAGCCUCUGUUCCUUCACGGCACUUCUCCGCCUCUACCCAUGCUCUGAAGAACCAUCAAUUCUCUCUCAGGAGGGUCCC
Fukomys damarensis (Damara mole-rat) is the source of this 1219-nucleotide messenger RNA. RefSeq names its product olfactory receptor 2J3-like. Gene Ontology annotation, biological process: G protein-coupled receptor signaling pathway. Gene Ontology annotation, cellular component: membrane. NCBI's taxonomy places the organism in Eukaryota, Metazoa, Chordata, Mammalia, Rodentia, Bathyergidae. Gene Ontology annotation, molecular function: G protein-coupled receptor activity; olfactory receptor activity. The record is from RefSeq and is a predicted model, not a curated record. The coding region runs from base 21 to 947 and encodes 308 amino acids. The transcript has 2 exons.